AUGGACGACCCUCUACAUCGUAUGCCAAAGACUCGCAAAGUCCGCAAAGGAACACGGAGCUGCUGGGAAUGCAAGCGGAGAAAGGUCAGAUGCUCGCUGUCAUCGAGCAGUGAUAAUGCCGCGAUAUGUGUCGCUUGUCGUCGACGACGAACUCCCUGUGUUGGUCAAGAGUUUUUUGAAGACUCUGCUCCCUCGACUCCUGCGUCUCUGAUGGCUCGAACUUCUCCUGUACAUAGUACGGAAUCGUCUGGCCUUUUAACACCGAUAUCUUGUAGUUCCGUUAUAGAAGAAACUCGUUUAUUUCCGCAUUCACAUAAAUAUGCCGAUAUAUCCAGAAAACUGCAUGAUGUGCUCCCUUCUCGACACGACAUGGAAAUCAUAUGGAAAGCGUCGUCAUUGUGGCCAUUAAUUAUGUCUCAAAUGGAUACACGGCCCCGAAGUGAUUUCGUCACUGAUGAGGAGCAACUAAGACGAGAGUUCGCUAACUUGCCUGAAAAGGAUGCACAUCCAACCACCAUAGGAAGAUACCUGCUCUUGUUAACCCACGUGCUACAAGAAAUCCGCGACACAAAUCGAAAUUUCGCGAUUUCAGAGCCAGUUCCGACCGUCAUAAACCGGAUAUUGAGCGCGGUGAACAGCCUUUUAUUGUCGAACGAGUGCCUAAGUGGCAGUAUUGAAGGCAUUCGUUGCAUCCUUCUCGAGGGAAUGCAUCAUGCGAAUAACGGCAAUGCUCGGCUUGCCUGGUUGCGAUUUCGUCGAGCUCUGAAUCUAGGUCAAUUACUCGGCAUUGAUCGGCUUGACUCUCCUAUAUUAGCAGGCAGCAGCAAUUCGACUCAAAGUUUGAAAUCACAGUACCUUUGGUUUCGGGUGGUCUACUUUGACUCCUUCUACUCCAUGAUUCUGGGAGUCCCUCAAGGCUGUGCAGAUCCAACUACGAGAUCAAAGUUCCCAUUCGCCCAUUUGUCGGGGCUAACUCCUCUUGAACGAACCCAUGUGCAAGUUGUGAUUCGAAUUAUUGAGCGAGACAGGAGGUUUUCAUUUGCAGAAGAGUUCGAAAUAACUCGCGAUAUCAACAAUCAGCUGCUCGAAGGGGCUCGGGACUUACCAAGCACAUUUUGGCUGCCAUUCUCUCCAGAUGCCACCUCAAAUGACAGACUGUCCCCUGAUGCCGAAUGCAAAGAAAUAAUGAAGCUCGUGGAUGUCCUAAAUCACUUCACCCUGCUCACUCAACUCCAUUUGCCCUACAUUCUCUACCCAAGUCCUCGUAACACAAGCUAUGAUUACUCUAAAUCUGCUUGCGCCCAUGCCACUCGAGAAAUUCUUCUUCGAUUCACCAUGCUUUUAAACGUGAAGCGGAUUCAAUUUUAUUGCAAGCGAAUCGACUAUUUUGUAUUGAUCGCAGCUACGACUCUCCUGCUCAUUUAUCUCGACGAUCACAGCCAAUCCGACAAAACGUCUCAUUUUACACUCACGGAACACCAGCGUCUCAGCGACCGCGCUAUAAUAAAACGAACUCUCAGUCUUUUGGAGAAUUAUUCUUCUGAAGGAUUUGAAGAAUCGCAUGGCAAAGGGCUAAACUUGCUGCUCUGUCUGCUUAGUUUAGAGGCAGAUGCAGCCGCGGGCCAGGCUUUUUUUGUAUUGGCCGACAUGAACAAGGAUCAUCACCAUCAGCAGCAGAAAAAUGCCAGGGAUUUUGAUAACCAAAGUACUGGUAAUACCAAGGACUCGGUAGCAAUCAAUCUUCCAUACCUUGGGGUAGUUAAAAUCACUAGACAAGCUGGGAACCGUCCAGAAACGACGGAUUCGUCACAGCUGGUUUAUCCGUCAAACGACAAUCUUGUCUCGAGUCCAGAGACGGGUAAUAUUUUGUCCAAUACAUAUAGUCAUCAAGAUUUGGGAACAACUACUCACUUAGAUUGGCUGUCGUUCCCGGAUCUAGACUUGGCCUUUUUUGAUAGCUUGGUAACGGGGGAAAAUAUGGAUCUUCUGACGAGAAAUCAAUUAUAA
Talaromyces rugulosus is the source of this 2007-nucleotide messenger RNA. RefSeq lists its product as uncharacterized. Gene Ontology annotation, biological process: regulation of DNA-templated transcription. Lineage: Eukaryota; Fungi; Ascomycota; Eurotiomycetes; Eurotiales; Trichocomaceae. The coding region runs from base 1 to 2007 and encodes 668 amino acids. The transcript has 2 exons. The record is from RefSeq and is a predicted model, not a curated record. Gene Ontology annotation, molecular function: DNA-binding transcription factor activity, RNA polymerase II-specific; zinc ion binding.